CCGCCGAGCGCUCGGGCGGCCGCCCCAGCUGGGCAGUGCUGCUGUGCGCCGCGCCGCGCUCGGUGCCCGCGCUCCCCGCCCCGCGCUCUCCGCCAGCCGCCCCGGGGCAGGAGGCGCGCCUGGCGGCCGGCCGGCCAGACAAAGGAGGCGGCGGCGCGGCGGAGCCGGCGCGGGCCGACGGACCAUGGACUCGGGGCGCGAGCGACCGGCCCCAGCCCUGAGGACCCGGCGCCCCCGGGCCCGGCCCUAGGCGCCCGGCUCCGCCGCCCGGGGCGCGCAGCUGGGAGGACGCGGAGCCCGUGCGGCGCGGAGGAGGCGGCGGCGGCGGCCGCGGCGGCCGCCGAGCGAGAGGGGCGCCGCGGCGGACGGCCCGCGCGGGCCCCGGAGCCAUGGGCAAGUGCAGCGGCCGCUGCACGCUCGUCGCCUUCUGCUGCCUGCAGCUGGUGGCUGCAUUGGAGCGGCAGAUCUUUGACUUCCUGGGCUAUCAGUGGGCUCCUAUCUUAGCCAACUUCCUGCACAUCAUGGCAGUCAUCUUGGGCAUCUUCGGCACCGUGCAGUACCGCUCCCGGUACCUCAUUCUGUAUGCAGCCUGGCUGGUGCUCUGGGUUGGCUGGAAUGCAUUUAUCAUCUGCUUCUACCUGGAGGUUGGACAGCUGUCCCAGGACCGGGACUUCAUCAUGACCUUCAACACGUCCCUGCACCGCUCCUGGUGGAUGGAGAAUGGCCCAGGCUGUCUGGUGACACCUGUCCUGAACUCCCGCCUGGCCCUGGAAGACCACCAUGUCAUCUCUGUCACUGGCUGCCUGCUUGACUAUCCCUACAUUGAAGCACUCAGCAGUGCUCUGCAGAUCUUCCUGGCUCUGUUCGGCUUUGUGUUCGCCUGCUACGUGAGCAAAGUGUUCCUGGAAGAGGAGGACAGCUUUGACUUCAUCGGUGGCUUUGACUCCUAUGGAUACCAGGCGCCCCAGAAGACGUCGCAUUUACAACUGCAGCCUCUGUACACGUCCGGGUAGCUUCUGUGGCGCUCCCACCCGGGCGCCCCUUGCUUGCUGGCUAGACUGAAGCUGCGGCCGCCUGCUCUGGCCGAAAUGGCAGGCGCGCCCCCUGGCGGCUAGCGGACUGACUGCAGCCUGAGCUGGCUGGGUCCGCCAUGGACAUAGACUUGGCCUUCUGCAGCCCGACUCCAAGGGUUGGGCGGGCCGGGCGGGGGAGGGGAAUCGCGGGGUUUGUAUUUUUUUUAUCUCAGCCUUGGUGUGCGCCGGGGCCUCCCUCCCUUCUCCAGACUCUUCCUUUCCAAACCCUUCACCCAACUUCCAGUCCCCUGUCCAGAGAGAAAUGGCAUUCACCCCAUCUUACCACACUCACUCACCAGCCCUGGGGAGAGUUCCUGUGACCUAGAAACAGGAGUCCUGCGUUCCAAUUGCAGCGUCACUGACUCUGUGACAUCUGGCAAGGCCCUUGGCCUCUCUGGGCCUCAGUUUCCCUCAAAUCAUUAAAAGAAUCUCUUAGCAGA
Molecule: messenger RNA, 1513 nt
Organism: Hyaena hyaena (striped hyena)
Lineage: Eukaryota; Metazoa; Chordata; Mammalia; Carnivora; Hyaenidae
Gene: NKAIN1
Product: sodium/potassium transporting ATPase interacting 1
Exons: 7
Coding region: 390-1013 (207 amino acids)
Biological process (GO): regulation of sodium ion transport
Source: RefSeq, a predicted model, not a curated record